AUGCCGCGGGGAGCGGCGCCGCGGGCCGUGCUGCUGGCCGUGCUGCUGGCGGGGCUCCUGAGGGCGACGGGUCGCCUGCUCAGCGGUCAGCCAGUCUGCCGGUUAGGAACCCAGAAGCCUUGUUAUGAAGUCAUUUACUUCCAUGAUGCUUCUCAAAGACUGAACUUUGAGGAAGCCAGAGCAGCCUGCAGGAGGAAAGGGGGCCAGUUAGUCAGCAUUGAGUCUGAAGAUGAACAGAGACUGAUAGAAAAGUUCAUUGAAAACCUCCUGGCUUCUGACGGCGAUUUCUGGAUUGGACUCAGGAGGCGUGAGGACAAACAAAGCAAUGGCACAGCCUGCCAGGACCUUUAUGCCUGGAUCGAUGGAAGCAAAGCAGCGUUUAGGAACUGGUAUGUGGAUGAGCCUUCCUGCGGCAGCGAGGUCUGCGUGGUCAUGUACCAUCAGCCGUCGGCCCCCGCCGGCAUCGGGGGCCCUUACAUGUUCCAGUGGAAUGACGACCGGUGUACCAUGAAGAACAAUUUCAUCUGCAAAUAUUCUGAUGGUAAUGAAUCCUCUCCCAAGUUAUGUUCUGAGUGCAUGUGUCUCUCUCCAGGUGAAGAGACAGAGCCAGCAACACCCGUACUUCCAGAAGACACAGAGAAAGAAGAUGCCACAGAAACGCUGAAAGAAAGCAAAGAAGCUGCCUUGAAUCUUGCCUACAUCCUAAUCUUCAGCAUUCUCCUCCUCCUUGUGGUCACCACAGGUGUAUGUUGGGUUUGGAUCUGUAGAAGGAGGCAACCGGACCCCAGCACUAAGGAGCAGCGCCCCUCCUGGCCGGCUUCUCAGCCCGGGAACAGCCCGGACCUGGAGGUUUACAACGUCAUACGAAAGCAGAGCGAAGCUGAUCUGGCCGAGACCCGCCCGGACCUACAGAACAUCUCGUUCCGGGCGCGCUCGGGAGAGGCCGCGCCCGACGCCGUGUCUUGUGACUAUGAAAACGUGGCCGUGAACCCGUCUGAAAGCGGGUUCGUGACGCUGGGGAGCUUGGAGAGUGGCUUCGUCACCAACGACGUUUACGAGUUCUCCCCGGGCCGAGCGGGGAGGAGCAAGGAGUCCGGAUGGGUGGAAAAUGAAAUAUAUGGUUAUUAG
This is a messenger RNA of Rangifer tarandus platyrhynchus (Svalbard reindeer), 1128 nucleotides long. The record is from the annotation of a GenBank genome assembly. Lineage: Eukaryota; Metazoa; Chordata; Mammalia; Artiodactyla; Cervidae.